UCCCGUAGACCGGAAGUGCGUCACCAGCGGCCACCCGGAAGCGGCGGCGGAGGCGGGCGGCAGCGGCGGCGGCUGCGGCAGCGCCGGGCCCGCUGAAUCUGAUGCCCAGAGUGAGCCCUUUCCGGCUGCAAAGAUGGUGAUAAACGUCUGCCUCCCCCAGUUCAAGCCCCGAAUUCACUGCAACAAGAUUUCUGCCGAUGGUUACGAAGUGGAGAACCUGAUCUCUGAGGACCUCGCCAGGAGGAACCGUGGCUUCCGCAGCGAGUACUUCAUCAAACCCCCCGUCCACGUCACCAUCUCCUUCCCCUUCAACGUUGAGAUCUGCAGGAUCAACGUCGACAUCUCCUCCGGAGGCUACCAGACCUUCUCCGGCCUCGAAGUUUACACCUCUACCUCGUGCAAUAAAAGCUCCGAGGGGCAUUUCUCAGCUCUGGCCGGUCAGCCCCUGUCGGAUAAAGACACUUUCACGCUGGUGGGCAAAGCAGUCUUAAAAAAUCAAAGCAAAGUGACGUUUGGGCACCGGGGCUUCAAGCCGAGGCCUCCUUUCCACCAGCUGGAGACCGUGGGCUCCUACCCGGGCUCCGUCUCGCAAGAGCUGUGGAACAAAGGCCCCUCCUCGCUCAGCAACGUCUCGCACCUCAAGCUCUGCAUCACCCACGUGGCCGGGGGCGGGCUGCCUUGCAUCAAGAGGCUGGAGGUGUGGGGGCAGCCCGCCAAGUCCUGCCCGCAGGAGGUGAUCGAGGGGGUUUUUCAGGUGGCCUCGCAGUGCCUCGCCCAGGAUGGGGGCGGCGGUGGCAGCGGUGGUGGCCUCAAACCCGAGCUCUGGACGCCGAUGGAGAGCGACUGCGUGCCCUUGGGCAGCAGCGACGGCGAGCGGCAGGCGCUCCGCAAGCUGGUGGACGUGGUGCAGGACAUCCCCGAAGAAUUCCUGGACCCCAUCACCCUGGAGAUCAUGACUUUCCCCGUGCUCCUGCCCUCCGGGAAGGUGAUCGACCAGAGCACCUUGGAGAAAUGCAACCGGAGCGAGGCGGCUUGGGGCAGGGUGCCCAGCGACCCUUUCACCGGCGUGGCUUUCAGCCAGCACUCGCAGCCCCUGCCUCACCCCACCCUCAAAGCCAGGAUCGAUCAUUUCCUCCUCCAGCACAGCAUCCCCGGCACCAACCUGCUGGGCAGGGCGCACGCCCCCGAGAUGCUCGUCCCUUCCUGCGUGACCGCGGCUUCUCUGAAGAGGAAAUUGGACUGCCUGGAGCCCAGCCCCGCGCCGCCGCCCUAUUUCUCCUCCACAAACUCGCUCCUCACGCCUACCUCAGAGAACAGUGCGAAAAAAAUGAAAGGGGACACUGAGUCGCACCUGAUCCACAUGGACUGCUCGACAGAUGCGAUCCCCCACGAGCAAAAACUCUCGGAGAGCCUGGACAUGGCCUUGACCUCAGCGCUCAGCUCCAUGCCGUCCUUCACGGCCAAGCUGCUGAAGGGGCAGCAGGGCGAGGGGGGCUGCAGCACCUCGUGGAACGCCACCUCCGGCCUCGAGCAUGGAAGGAGCGGCCAGAGCCAGGGGUGCGCCUCCUGCGGCAAAACCUUCUCGCCCUACUUCAAGACGGAGCCCGUUUACCAGCUCCCCUGCGGCCACCUCCUGUGCCGCCCCUGCUUGGCCGAGAAGCAGAAAGCCCCGGCCGUGGCGUGCGGGAGCUGCAAGCGCUCGGUGGCCACGCAGGACGUCAGGAGGGUUCACUUCUAACCCGCCGGGAGGGCGAGAAAGCGAGGAGCUGCUGCUGCUGCUCAACACGAGGACGACGGCCUUUGGAGAGCCUGCGCUCAGCCUGGCGUCGCCGAGAGGAUUCGGGGCUCCUCGUGCUCACAGAAUUGUAGCUGGGGGGGGGUCAGAGCAGCGCGCCGAGGGUAACAAAAGCCAUAAUAGCUUCUUUAACGAGGAACUUGUAUUUAGACAGAGCCGACCGCCGCCCUCCCCGCGGCUCAGCCGGUAGCGUAGGUGCCUUUCGGGCAGGGAGUUUUCGCUUCCCGGGGAGUUAAAAACUGUUUAAACACUCGGUGAGCUGAGUCCUCGUGGUGGCUCACGUGGCUCGCCGCCUCCCCCUGCUCGUAGGGACCCCUUGUAGAAAAGCCAUCGCAUUCCACCCGCCGCCUCUCGGGCCCCGUGGCGUGGCCGGCAGACAUUUACGCCUUAAUAAAACCAUGGCUCACGGCA
This is a messenger RNA of Anas platyrhynchos (mallard), 2206 nucleotides long. RefSeq names its product U-box domain containing 5 (gene UBOX5). The record is from RefSeq and is a predicted model, not a curated record. NCBI's taxonomy places the organism in Eukaryota, Metazoa, Chordata, Aves, Anseriformes, Anatidae. Gene Ontology annotation, cellular component: nucleus. Gene Ontology annotation, biological process: protein polyubiquitination. Gene Ontology annotation, molecular function: ubiquitin-ubiquitin ligase activity; ubiquitin protein ligase binding.